UGAGGGAUUUAAGUUUCAAAAUUACUUAACUUCCAUCAAUACCCAUGUCAAAAUGAGUGGACUUAUUACGGGUCAACCUGCGCAGAGGCCGCCUCGUGGGGUUCGUACCGUGUGCCCACUUGCUCUUGUUCUCUCACCAACUAGGGAGAUAUCAAUGCAGAUACAUGAAGAGGCUAAGAAGGUUGCAUGCCAGACCGGGGUUAGGGUGGUUGUUGCUUAUGGCAGAGCUCCAGUUAACCAGCAGGUUUAUGUCCUAGCUUUUAUUUUUGUGUAUUCUUGAUAUAUGGUGA
This is a messenger RNA of Cicer arietinum (chickpea), 290 nucleotides long. Its product is annotated as DEAD-box ATP-dependent RNA helicase 52C-like. NCBI's taxonomy places the organism in Eukaryota, Viridiplantae, Streptophyta, Magnoliopsida, Fabales, Fabaceae. The record is from RefSeq and is a predicted model, not a curated record. Gene Ontology annotation, molecular function: ATP binding; nucleic acid binding.